AUAAAGAGACUUGCUUAACUCGAUAUAGGCAAGUACGCAGCUGCUCACUGAACGAGGGAGUCUAGCCUUAUAGAAGUUGUUGUAUUGUGUAUGUGAGCUGACAACAUGGAGGUACUGGGAUUUACCGUCCCUCUGUGGCUGGUACUGAUCAUAGCCGUGUUGGCCCUGUAUACAUAUAUGAUGAGCCGCCAUCAUGACACAUUCAAGAAGCUCAACAUUCCAGGACCUACACCCUGGCCAAUCAUUGGUAGUCUCCCUCAGAUCAGUAAGAAAGGAAUUCAUAUUUUUCAGUCUGAGUGCAUGAAGAAAUAUGGAAAGGUUUACGGAUUCUUUGGAGGGAUUACACCACAGACCCUCGUCGUCGGAGACAAAGAAAUGCUCAGGCAAAUCCUGGUGAAAGAUUUUUCAAACUUCCCUGACCGAUUAAUAGUUAAAGGUUUAAAUGGUGACAUGGACUCUUCUCUCCUUGCCCUGAGUGGAGAUCAUUGGAAACACGUCCGUAAUAAGAUAACUCCUGCAUUCUCCUCUGGGAAACUACGCAAGAUGUGUCGGUUGGUGGAUCAAUGUAGUGAUACACUUGUUGAAUCAUUGAGGAAGAAGGUGAAGAAUGGAGAUGGUGUCAUGGACAUGAUGGACGCAUGUGGAGCUUAUGCUAUGGACGUGAUAUGUUCUACAGCUUUUGGUAUCCAGGUGGAUUCACAGCAAAACCCAAACGACGAUUUCGUUGCCCAUGCGAAAAGGUUUCUGACUGUGAAUUUUUCAUCACCAAUCUUUUUAGUUUUGAUGUUUUUACCCAAACUCAUUCCACUGAUGAUACGACGAGGAUGGUCAUUUUCAGAUAAAGAGGUUCAAAAGUUUUUUCGCACCGUAACGGUAAAACUUCUUGAUGAACGUAUCCCAGGAAACAAGGAACAUGCAGACUUUCUUCAAUUGAUGAAGAAUGUUCAACAGGACGUUGACGAUUCAGAUGACGAUGACGAUGAAAACAAUGAGAAGGAACAUGUUCAAGGAAAUAAAUCAACAUCCUGGCAUAGGAAAGGUAUCACAUUUGAUGAAAUUCUUGGAAACGCAGAAAUAUUUUUCUUUGCUGGUUACGAGACUACAACGAUAACUUUAUCUAUGGCUACAUAUUAUCUGGCUUUGUACCCGGAGUACCAGGACAAACUCCGACAGGAAAUCUCAGACAAGAUCGGCUCGAAUCCGUUGACAUAUGAAAACAUUUCUCAGAUAAACUACCUGGAAAUGAUCAUCAACGAAACUCUUCGGAUCAACCCUCCCGCCCCACAGACAGACAGAAUGUGUCUCAAAGAUACCGUUAUCAAAGAUAUCAAGAUCCCGGCAGGCAUGACCAUCAGUAUUCCAAUAUACUGUAUCCAUUACGAUCCAGACAACUGGGCAGAUCCGGAAAAGUUCUUACCAGAAAGAUUUGCUGACAAAGAAAACUAUGAUCCGCUUAACUUUCUUCCGUUUGGAUACGGACCUAGGAACUGUGUCGGAAUGAGACUUGCUAUGCUGGAGAUGAAAAUGUCACUCGCAAAAGUCGUCCGUGAUUUCCAGAUUUCCGUUUGCAGUGAAACACUGGUUCCUCCUGAAUUCUUAAAGUUUGGAUUACUGAAACCGAAAUCUUCCAUAAUCAAACUAGAGGAGAUCAGAUCAUAAACAGACGAUUUCGGGAAGUUUCAUCACACUGGACAAAAUAAAUCUGGAAUGUUGGACGAGUACCAUGGACACAUUAUCACAUUAUGUGGUCUUCCGGAAUAGCGCCAUGGUGUAGUUACUGUCCAAUACAUGUACAUAUAUAUAUAUAUAUAUAUAUAUAUAUAUGAAUUAUACGAACAAACUUUAUUUUGUGAUUUAUAGUUGAUAUUAAUGAUAUUUCAUUUUUUCAAAUCUGAAUAAGAAUUACAAUGAACGUAUUUCACGUUAUCAAUUUAGAAGUUAACAAUGUGUGAUUAAAGUUAAUUAAUAAACUGAUAUAGAUUUCGUUUGAUGUUGUUAUGGAAAUCGUAUGAUAUUUGAUAUAUGAUAUUUGUGGGAAUUCUUUACCAAUGUAGCUAGAUCGAAUCAAAACGUCCAUGUGGCCUGAUUGCGUCAUGAUAGAUUUAUAUCUUCAAUCGGAUGGGGCCUUGUUUGAGCGCAGAUCAUGUGACCACGUAACUGACUGGUCUGUGCUAUAAUUGGGCAAAACACUUGCUAAUUGCUCACUACAUUAAUGGAUGACAUCCAACGGGCCUCCCGUAUGUUGGUCAGUGAUACCUUAUCAUAUUACAAUAUCUUACCGUAUUACAAUACCUUACAAUAUUACAAUACCUUGCCAUUUUAAUACCUUACUUUAGCUUUAUUUAAAAGAAUAUGAUGAACACAGUUUAAUUUCCAUUCAGAUUGUUUUAUCUUAGCUAUAUUUGCGUCUGUUGUAUCAAUUUGUACCUUACUUUUGCUACAUUAGCGUGUAUGUAAAUUAGGCAUUCUUUCUUUUACGGAAUACUUUUAUUGUUUCUGUGAUAUUUUUAUUAAAACUGUAGUAUGUUACCAUUGAAGUUAAUGUUACAACAAAUUGACUACAAUUCUAAUAAAAGUGUCUAUUCUAAAUCUU
Molecule: messenger RNA, 2593 nt
Organism: Pecten maximus
Lineage: Eukaryota; Metazoa; Mollusca; Bivalvia; Pectinida; Pectinidae
Product: cytochrome P450 3A8-like
Exons: 14
Coding region: 106-1659 (517 amino acids)
Molecular function (GO): iron ion binding; oxidoreductase activity, acting on paired donors, with incorporation or reduction of molecular oxygen; heme binding
Source: RefSeq, a predicted model, not a curated record